Lynx canadensis (Canada lynx) is the source of this 825-nucleotide messenger RNA. Its product is annotated as ADP-ribosylation factor 1-like. Lineage: Eukaryota; Metazoa; Chordata; Mammalia; Carnivora; Felidae. Gene Ontology annotation, cellular component: cytoplasm; plasma membrane. Gene Ontology annotation, biological process: intracellular protein transport; vesicle-mediated transport. Gene Ontology annotation, molecular function: GTP binding; GTPase activity. The record is from RefSeq and is a predicted model, not a curated record.
GCUGGCUCGUAGCAGUAGCCUCGCAGUGGCCGUCGAGGGGUCCUCCAGCCAGUGUUGCCCCCGCCCCAGUCUCCAGCAUGGGAAGUAUCCUCGCAAACCUCUUCAAGGGCCUUUUUGGCAAAAAGGAGACGUGCAUUCUCAUGGUGGGCUUGGACGCUGCAGGGAAGACCACCAUCCUGUACAAACUGAAGCUGGGUGAGAUGGGGACCACCAUUCCCACCACAGGCUUCCACGUGGAGACCGUGCAGUACGAGAACAUCAGCUUCACCGUGCGCGACGUGGGCGGCCAGGACAAUCGGCCCCUGUGGCGCCACUACUUCCGGAACACACAAGGCCUCAUCCUUCUGGUGGACAGCAAGGUCAGACAGGGCGUGAAGGGGGCCCGUGAGGAGCUCGUGACAAUGCUGGCGGGGGACGAGCUCAGGGAUGCCGUCCGGCUGGUGUUCGCCAGCAAGCAGGACCUCCCUGAGACCAUGAAGGCGGCCGAGUCUAUGGACAAGCUGGGCCUGCACUCGCUGCGCCACAGGAACCGGUACAUUCGGGCCACCUGUGCCACCAGCGGGGACAGGCUCUAUGAGGGACUGGACUGGCUAUCCAAUCACCUCCAGAACCAGAAGGCAGCCCCCCCCCCCCACCUCCGUCCACAUGUGCUUUCACUCCCUCAGCCUGCAAGGGUCAGGUUUGCCAACGAAACAACGACCUCUACUUUUUUCUCUUAUUUUGAUAAACACUGAAGAAGCUGGAGCCGUUCAACUUUAUCUUGGGGAAAUCCUCAGAACUGGUUUAUUUGGUGUCGUGGAACCUCUUACUGUUUUCAAGACACGA